Molecule: messenger RNA, 1319 nt
Organism: Nylanderia fulva
Lineage: Eukaryota; Metazoa; Arthropoda; Insecta; Hymenoptera; Formicidae
Biological process (GO): nucleosome assembly
Cellular component (GO): nucleosome
Molecular function (GO): DNA binding
Source: RefSeq, a predicted model, not a curated record
UACAAGCGUCCAUAUAUAAGUGAUCCUUUAUUCAAGAUCAUAAGUAAUAAUUUAAAGUUUAGUUGCCAGGUUUAUAUAAAUUUACUUAAAAGUGAAACAAGUUACUCAAGCAUUGCGAAUCGCGAAAUUUCAAGAUGGUUCGACCGUCGAAUCCUCGACUCAUGGCUCGUGUGCUAGAUGCAGUGACAAAUCUGGGCGACACCAAAGGUUCAUCGGCUCGCGAAGUUCUCAGUUUUAUCCGGCAGAGCAACGUAUCACCCAAGAACCUGACAGUACAGGUGCAUCGAGCUCUAAAACACGCGGUGAAUGCCGGACUUUUACGACAUAGGAGUGGUCGUUACAAGGCACUGGCUACUCUGAAUCCUACUUCUGUCCCUACUCCAUCCGCCAACAAGGAGACAAUUAACGACAAUCAAAAAACUAAGGAGAAAAAAUCAAAAUCUGACGUAAAAGUGCCACUCGCCGACGCGGAAUCCUCUUCUCGUCGAACACAGGAACGCAAAAAAACUACAUCAAGGCAACCAAAUACUAGACAUCGUAGCAGACGUAAUAGCAGCAAAGUAAGGAGAUCGCGACGUUCGCCAUAUCCCAGACGAUCCAAUAAGACCGUUCAGAAUCGAAAGCGACGACAGCGAAAGCGCAAGUACGAGGAUGAGGAGGUCGAGGAUCAGUCAUCCGAACGGUACACCUUGCACGGGAGAGACAACGAGUCGCCCGUACCAUUCAAUCGCAAAACGAAACGUUCGAGAGUAUCCAAGCGAGAGCUUGAAUCCGACUUUUCCGACGAGAGCGAUCGCGAAAGCGACGUGAACCGGAAGCGCGUCUCUCGAUCGAGUAAAGCAUUGAGUCGACAACCGAGACGGAAAGAAACGAAGGAAAAAAGGGGCAGAUCGGCGUCGCGAGCUCGUAGUCCGCAGCUACUGCAACGAACAAUGCAAGGGCGACAGCAUCCGAUCGAGGAAGUCGGAAACGAUAGGCAGCAAUGUGACGAGAAUCGCGGGUCCAUGGAGCGCGACACGGCACACUCUCAGGAAGCGCACCAAGAGGAAGACGUCGCGGGAGUAUGCGAACCGAAUGACAGCCACAGCCACAGUGGCAGCACCCUGGAGAAUUUGAGAGACUGAGGGAGAAAAUUGCCAUUCUACGUUUUUUCCCUCACGCCUUCUUUCUUUCUUUUGCUACUGCCUUUUUAACGACUGCGCGUAUGUACACGUCAAUCUAUUUUGUUUUCUAUCUAUUUUCUUGUACUGAAAUGUGUCUCGUUUUAAGUGAUAAAUUUUUGAGCGCUUUAAUCGUGUAAGGACAGCUUGAAAUAUAUA